Solea senegalensis (Senegalese sole) is the source of this 3323-nucleotide messenger RNA. RefSeq names its product RUNX family transcription factor 1 (gene runx1). The transcript is spliced from 10 exons. Gene Ontology annotation, cellular component: nucleus. The coding region runs from base 540 to 2084 and encodes 514 amino acids. The record is from RefSeq and is a predicted model, not a curated record. Gene Ontology annotation, molecular function: ATP binding; RNA polymerase II cis-regulatory region sequence-specific DNA binding; DNA-binding transcription factor activity, RNA polymerase II-specific. NCBI's taxonomy places the organism in Eukaryota, Metazoa, Chordata, Actinopteri, Pleuronectiformes, Soleidae. Gene Ontology annotation, biological process: regulation of transcription by RNA polymerase II; regulation of cell differentiation; hemopoiesis.
UGAGGGGGGCAGGUGGUUAGUUUGAUGACACAUACAAACACACGCGCGCACACACACGCCAAAUGCACAAUGGUAGAUUAUUAGAAACCAAACUAAGUGGCUCAUGAUAUCGGCAAUCUCUGAAUAUUGACAUGUCAGGGUGAGUCUGCUCCAUAGGCAAAAAAGUCAUCAGCAAGUAGAACCACAAACCAAAACCAAGAGAGACAAAGAAAGAGAGAGAGUCAAGAAGAGCACAGAGAGAUAAAGGAAGAUGUGUAUGGCAACAGAGAGAGAGCGGAAACACGAAAAGGGUUGUGGGUGAGUCAAGGAACAGAGAAAGAAAAAGUUAGACAAUGAGAGAAGAGGGUCUGUGGAUUCUUAAGCAUGUGAGUCACUAGGGAACAAAACACAAGGAUCUUUUAUUUUGGUGACCUCUGUGCAGGAGCGGGACACCUCAGCUGGGAUAAAGAGAAGCUGUGAGAGGAACAAACACAGAAGACAAUAAAUAAACGGCCUCCAACGGUAUCUUUGAGUCUGUCGUCCCGCUGCUCAGCUGUUGUAUGAGCUGUUGCCGCGUCUGCACCAAGGACUGGAGCAUGAACCCUGGGGCACUCUCCAGCUCAGGCCCCCUCUCCUGGGCCAUGUACCUGAUGAGGAAAGGCCGGUCAGGCAGCGGAGUCUUUGACCCAGCCCCUGGCCGGCGUUACACUCCCCCCUCCACCACGCUCGCCUCCGGGGGGAAGAUGGCCGAGGCCCUGCCUCUCGGGGCACAGGAGGCCGGCGGUGGAGCGUCUCUGCUGGGCAAGCUGCGCAUGGCAGACCGUGGCAUGGUAGAGGUGAUCUCAGAUCAUCCAGGCGAGCUGGUGAAGACGGACAGUCCCAACUUCCUCUGCUCUGUGCUGCCGACACACUGGAGGUGUAACAAGACUCUGCCCAUUGCUUUUAAGGUCGUCGCCCUGGGUGAAAUCCCUGACGGCACCCUGGUAACGGUGAUGGCGGGAAAUGAUGAGAAUUACUCGGCUGAGCUCCGCAACGCCACGGCUGCCAUCAAGAACCAGGUGGCCCGAUUCAACGACCUGCGCUUUGUCGGCCGCAGUGGAAGAGGGAAGAGUUUCACUCUGACCAUCACCGUCUUCACCAACCCUCCUCAAGUGGCCACAUACCAAAGAGCUAUUAAAAUUACAGUGGAUGGUCCGAGAGAGCCACGGCGUCAUCGUCAAAAGAUGGACGAGGUCAAACCGGGCUCUCUGGCGUUCUCUGAGAGGCUAACAGAGCUGGAGCAGCUGAGACGGAGCUCGAUGAGGGUGACACCUCCUCACCAUCAUCACCAUCAAACCUCGGCCAACGCCCGCCAAUCUGCAGCACUCAACUCCGCCACAUUCUCCAGUCCCACACACUCUCAGAUAACUGCUGAUUCAAGACAGAUGCAGUCGUCUCCAUCUUGGUCCUACGACCAAUCGUAUCCCUACCUUGGCCAAAUAACCACGCCCACCGUCCACACAGCCAACCCCCUAUCGCCCGGCCGCUCCUCUCUCAGUGACUUGUCCUCACGUCUCACAGGUCCUGACCUCACGGCCUUUGGUGACCCCAGAAUGACCUUGGAACGAUCCUUCUCCUCUCUCCCCUCAUUGCCCGACUCCCGCUUCUCGGACCCUCGCGUCCACUACACUCCCACAGCGGCUGCCUUCACCUACACUCCCUCUCACAACCCUGUCUCCAACGGCGCCCUUGGCAUCACUAUGGCAACAGCCAUGGCGACCACGCCGGGAGGGAGGUACCACACCUACCUGCCUCCUCCCUACCCUGCGAACACCCCGCACCAGACUCAGAAUGGACCUUUCCAGUCCACCUCCUCACCUUAUCACCUGUACUACUCUGCUGCCGGAUCGUACCAGUUCUCCAUGAUGGCCGGAGGGGGAGGCAGCAGUGACUCGCGCUCCCCUCCCAGGAUCCUGCCGCCGUGCACCAACGCUUCAACAGGCUCCGCCCUCCUGCACCCCUCCUUGCCCAAUCAGAAUGAAGGAGUGGGUGUCGAGGUGGAGUCCAGCCACAGUAGCUCCCCGACGAACAUGGCCGCUGCUGAGGCUGUGUGGAGACCUUACUGAACAGCCAGCAUGGCCGCAGACCCUUCGAAUUACAAUGGAUAUCAACCAUAGACAUAUUUAUGUGGGCUGCUCGGGCACAUUACAGCCAUACGUCAACAUUGCUGUCAUACAGGAAAGACCAAAACCUAAUCAGAUUAACGUUUCUUUAUCCAGAAAAAUGCAACUCCCCUGUUCUGGUCUUGUUAGGAUCAAUAUGGCAGCAGCAUUGACUUAUUAUCCGGGGUAGAUUUACGGUGUCUUCGUAUAUCUAUCUAUAUAUCUGUGAUAUUAAAACCUGGUCAUGUGAUGGCAUUGACUGAACACACAGCAACAUUGAGACUGAGAGCGACUUUAGUGUCCCAGUGUCAGUUUGGGACAUUCUGAUACUUUAAAUAAUCUGAAGUCUUGAUUUGGUUAUGUAUUCCAAAAUGUACAAUUGAAUACUCCCGAUUAAAAAGGAUUUAAAGAUUGUUUUUGUGCUCUAUAAACAGUUCCUGCACAUAAAAGUAGAAGUCAGGGCAUUAAGCCUCCUGACUUCUCAGUCAUGCACCAAAUUGACCUAAAUGUAUCAUGGAUUGAUUUUUCAUUUCAUCUGCAUUCAUAUGCAGAUAGCCAAAGACUCUCUUGUUAUCGCUUGACCACAACCACACUCUUGUGUCUCACAUUUCUCUUCAGGCUGUAAAAAUAAUAAACAGUGAACAGUGACAUGGAGGCCAAAGCCUGGCCAUGCACAUGUGAAUCCUCCAUCAUUGCAACAGGCAAAUGAUUUCAAUGUUGUGACACUUUUUAGAAUUCUGCUGAACGCUGACCAAACACAGAUUACUGUUUUAGGAACUAUUUGGAAAAAUGUCAUCACAUGACUUGGCGCCGAAUGCAGCCAACUGUAAAACACGCUACUGACAAACAAUGUUGGCCACUGAAAAAAAACCGAGCAGAAUGACUGACAGGUGCACAGGACGAUGGCACUGACGGACGGACUGAGUCGUGAGAGACACUGCCCUGUGUGAGAGUAGAGUUUCUAGUAAAUGGACGACCCAAACGUGGAUGGACACGGAUGGAGAGAAGCAGGGGGAGUGUUUUGGUUUAACACUGACACAGUGCAUGCAGCGGCACUGGACUGAUCCCAAUCCAGCCUCCUUUGUACUCAUAAAUGUUGUCGGUGUUGUAAAAAGAUGAUCUGCUCAUCCCAAAUAUUGUCACCUGUUUGUUUUUGCCUUUGCUCCAAGAACCAUUUUCAUCGUCAAAGUCCAACCUUUUGAG